GCAAUUUACGCCCCACCACCUCCAUUGCUCAUGGGCUGCACCACGUCCAAGAACGUGGCCUCAGGGAGCACGCAUUCCACGAUAACAACACGGUCGUAUGAUGCGCACUCUCACGGAGCGUUCUCCCCACCUCGGAGAAUGAACCAGACAUUGCGAUCAUUCCGACAAUUGCAUUCUUUCAGCCCCACCAUGAUCUUGAACAAGGCACGGUCAAACCAGAGCUUUCUUCCACACAAUCUUGGACCUGCCACCCACGAUGACGACGCUGACUGGUCAGAGUACCGGCAGCUGCAGCCCUACAAAGACAGGUACUGGAUCGAUCACGACGACAUCAUGAUUGUUCGCCCGCUUUCGUGCACAUACAUGAAGACAGACAUGGCAACAUGGAAAGGCCAAUCCGUGCUUAUGAAAUCCGUCGACAUGACGAAGGAACCCGACGAAAUCGCAAAGUCCCGUAAAGCGCUCGUCUCGGAAGUCACAUCGAUGGUUCGCAUCCAGCACCCAAACAUCGUAACCUUUCUCGGCUUCAACUUGUCCCCACAAAAUGGACUCGUGUGUGUAUCUGAGUUUAUGGAACACGGCACGCUGCGUAUUCUGCUAGACUCGCCCAAAACUUCUGCAGCGUUGUCCUGGCGCUACGACAAGAUCAAGUUUGCCAUUGAGAUCUGUGAGGCGUUAGCGUAUAUGCAUGGCCAAAAGCCGCCGUUGAUUCAUCGAAACAUCAAGGCGGGCAAAAUUUUGCUAAGCCACACCUUUAUGGCGAAGCUGAGUGGUUUUGGCUUGUCCCGCGUCCGCAUUUUCGAGGACGAAAUGACAGCCAAGAUCGGCGACAUCGAGUGGAGCGCGCCAGAGCUCCUCGUCGAUGGCGAGGAUUACACGGAAAAGGUCGACGUGUACUCGUUUGGUAUCGUUCUCACGGAGCUGGAUACACGCGCCCUGCCCUUCGCUGAAGUCAAGUCGACCCUACAUGCCACGGAUUUUACGAAUGCAUUGGUGACAGGGUCCAUUCGACCAAAGCUUUCUACAGACUGCCCUACCGUGAUCGCUCAAAUUGUUCGGCACUGUUUGCAACAAGACCCUCACAUCCGCCCCACCAGUGCCAAGGUUCUGCAGAUGCUCAAGGAAGCCAAAACACAACUGCACGACCGCGCUGUGGCGCCUGCUGAAAACGUCAGUGGCAACUCUAUCGGUGCAGCUCUCGACAGUCCACCAUGAUCGCAGCCACGAAUAAAGCCCCAAAGCCGCCGACAUCACGCCGUGGUGUCCAAACACCUCUCGAACCUUCCAACGAAGCACCGAACUCUGCUCCGACGAUCGUGAGGCGGGUCUUGAUUCACGCUUUUUAACUUGCAUCUUGUCCAUUCGCCAUUUCCUUCCUCUCUUGUUGACGUUUGGCAUGCUUGCACUGUCGCACCAGGUGCUGCAUGCAACCUCCAGUUCAAACCUCCAGCGCAACGAAGGUCCUUUCGUUGACCCA
Messenger RNA from Aphanomyces invadans, 1477 nucleotides. RefSeq names its product TKL protein kinase. The transcript has a single exon. Gene Ontology annotation, molecular function: protein kinase activity; ATP binding. Gene Ontology annotation, biological process: protein phosphorylation. Lineage: Eukaryota; Oomycota; Saprolegniomycetes; Saprolegniales; Verrucalvaceae. The record is from RefSeq and is a predicted model, not a curated record. Bases 31 to 1215 code for a protein of 394 amino acids.